AUGUCUUCCGGGGUUACUGUCGCUGAUGCAUGCAAAACUACUUUUGAAGAAAUCAAGAAAGACAAGAAGCAUCGUUACGUCAUCUACUUCAUCAAGGAUGAGAAGCAGAUCGAGGUGGAGUCCAUUGGUGACCGGGAACGUUCCUAUGAGGACUUCAUUACUGAUCUGCAAAAAGAAGGGCCGUCAGAAUGUCGUUACGGUGUGUUUGACUUCGAGUACACGCACCAGUGUCAAGGGACCACUGAGGCGUCGAAGAAACAAAAGCUGUUUCUGAUGUCUUGGUGUCCUGAUACCGCCAAGAUCAAGAAGAAGAUGUUGUAUUCGUCCUCUUUCGACGCCUUGAAGAAGUCUCUGGUUGGAAUCCAGAAGUAUAUACAGGCAACUGACCUAUCUGAAGCUUCGGAAUCUGCUGUGGAAGAGAAGCUCCGAGCAACCGAUAGGAACUGAGGAAUCUAAAUGACGGAAGUGACGGUGUGCACCUAAUGCCGCUUACAUCUGAAGGCUGGGGAUCACCUCCGCGGAUCGGCUUUUCUCUCGAGUUUCAUUUGUUCUUUUUCUUUCUGCUGAGGAAUGGCUCAGCGUGUCGAGGUUGCCGUAUGCUGGGGCAUCCUCAGUUUUCCGCGGGACUUGUCCUGUUCAAGUACACCUCGGCAAGUCGUCGUACGUUUGUGGAUUUCCUCUUCUUUUUUUUUUUUUUUUGCGGAAUUGGAUGAUGUCUAUUUUGUUCCGAAAGUACGCGUAACUUGUAGCUUUCCGCAUGUGCGCUGAGAGAAUUGUUCUUUUUUUUCUGGUUUCCAUUCAAUAGCUUUGCGCUGAACGGGAGACUAAUUUAGCGACCAAUAUUCGACGUUUUUCGGACAAUGUAUGAAUGGAUGCAUCGCUUUAUCGUAAAACGUUUACAAUGAGCGUCGUGAGGUUCUUGUGGUGGUAUUUGAUAAUAAUUUAUUCACUUGUCAAUGGGCUUUGAACGCUUUUGCGUGGGUAUCUGUGUAGAGAUCACUGGGCUGUUCCUACCGUAACUUAGCAUUCUUCCGAAUUUUGCGACCGAACAUGUUUCGACCGUGAUUUGAGUCCACUUUUUUGUUUCGCUGAAGGAACCGCUGUCGAUGUAAUUCCCGAGAAUGUUGUCAAAUUGCGGAUGGAAGUGACGGUUUGCGGGGGUUUUUCCUCGGCGAUAUCCGUUCGCUCGUGUUUCGAAGAGAUCCAAAUGGAAUUGAGCGUUCCGUGA
Molecule: messenger RNA, 1228 nt
Organism: Notodromas monacha
Lineage: Eukaryota; Metazoa; Arthropoda; Ostracoda; Podocopida; Cyprididae
Source: the annotation of a GenBank genome assembly